Molecule: messenger RNA, 2603 nt
Organism: Sander lucioperca (pikeperch)
Lineage: Eukaryota; Metazoa; Chordata; Actinopteri; Perciformes; Percidae
Product: SHC-transforming protein 4
Exons: 14
Coding region: 352-2019 (555 amino acids)
Biological process (GO): cell surface receptor protein tyrosine kinase signaling pathway; intracellular signal transduction
Cellular component (GO): plasma membrane
Molecular function (GO): receptor tyrosine kinase binding
Source: RefSeq, a predicted model, not a curated record
ACACAUUCAUCUGCAUGCACCGUCAUAGAGAGAUAGAGGAAGUGAGCGAGAGUCUCUCAUUCAUAAAAAAAAAGAGAAAAGUUCAUUCAUAAAAAGCUGCACAGUUCUGCUGUGCCUCAGAAAGAAAAGACCGAGGGGAGGAAAGUUGAUGUGGAGGUGAAGCCAAGCUGGAAGCCUGGCAACUGACUGAGAAAGUGUAUGGGUUGAGAGUUAUGAUGGGGGUGUACACAGCAUGACUAGAGCAAAGCAGACUGGACUGUAGACUACACAGGACAUCCCCAGUCCCACGCUGGGUUUCCUGCUCUCUUUUCUACUUUGUCCUAGUGCUCUCCCUUGUCCAGUUCCCUGAUUAUGAGAGAGCAAACCUUACCCAGGUUCAAAUCACAGAAAGGACUCUUACCAGGCAUGCUGAAGCGCACCAAAUACAGUCGUCUGCGCAAUGAUUCGCUGACAUCUCUGGAGGAUCUGCCCCAAAGAAUGCUGCCCCCUAGAGAGGACCUUUGCUUAGACUCUGAUUUUGCCCAGCUGGAUCCCGGGACGCCUACACAUCACGGGCCGUCCACCCUGAGGGACUUCAUCCCCCGUGUGGCCAACAUCCGAUUGCAAAGUCCUACUUCCCUGCGGGGGAUGAGGGGACAGACGGACUCAGAGGGCAGAACCAUUGAUGGACACACUGACAGACCCUCAGGGCCUAACCAGAGAUUUUGUAGCCAACCUUCCCUCAACGUGCCCCUAGCCACUAAUAACUUGGCUCUGCGCUGCACAAAAAGACCCAUAACCCUGCAUCGGAUGGCCGGCUGUCCUUGCUCACAACACAGAGACGGUCUCUGUCGUUUGAAGACCUCCUCGGCAGUAGAUGACUGUACAGUGGAGGGGACAGCAGACAGAGUGGUUCACCAUCACAUCAAGUACAUGGGUAGUGUGGAGGUGACCCAGUCCAUGAGAACCCUCGACUUUGAUACGAGAAUGAAAGUCACACGUGAGGCAAUCAGCAGACUGUGUGAGAGGACAUCAGCCAAGAGAGCAGUGAAAAAUGGGAGGCCUGUAUGCAAGGGACUGUCUGCUCUUCUGGGUCAAAUCAACCUACAGUUUUCUGGGAGCAGGAGCAUCCUCACUGUCUCCACAGACAGCUUGACUCUGAUUGCUGCCUCCUCCUUACAGAAGAUUGCCCACCACCCCAUGCAGGCCAUUUCAUUUGCCUCAGGAGGAGAUCCAGACAUGGCAGAUUACAUCGCUUAUGUUGCCAAGGACCUCGUCAAUCAGAGAGCAUGUCACAUCCUGGAGUGUCCCCGGGGUUGUGCCGGUGAGGUUAUCAACAGCAUCGGUCAGGCUUUUGAGACUCGUUUCCGCCAACUUCUCAGCCACACACCAUCGCUCCUCUCCAACAAUCCCAGGUCAGCAGCAGUGAGAAUCUGUCAGAAAUGGAGCCCAGAGGAGACAAUAACAGACCAAAGGUUAGAGCAGGAAGGAGAAGCCAGGAAGCACCGUGACUACUACAAUGUGAUCCCGGGAAAGACGCCGCCCGCUGGUGGAAUAGAGGACCUGCGGAUUACAAGAGAGGACAAACAGGAUGCUGACAUACAAGGGGUUCGUUUAUCUCAGCCUGUUUCACUGUGUGAGAACUGCUCCAUCACAGAAGAAACUCCAGCUCCACCUGCAGACUCGGUGGUAUCGGCGGUCAGUACCCCACUCUCUGACACACAGAUCCACCUGAUCCAGGAGGAAGGCUGGUUCCAUGGCAGGUUAGGAAGAGAGCAGGCGGAGUCACUUCUCACCUGUAGUGGGGAUUUCCUGGUCAGAGAGAGCAGCUCUGCCUCUCGUCAGUAUGUACUCAGCGGGAUGGAGGGAGCCACCGUGCGGCACUUACUGCUGGUGGAUCCACAUGGGCAGGUGCGGACUCGUGAUCAGGUGUUUUUGAGUGUGGGUCACCUGGUGCGUUUCCACAUGGAGAACCAGUUGCCCAUCGUCACUGGAAGCAGUGAGCUGUGUCUGAAACAGCCAAUCCUACAAAGACACUAAAACACACAUUUAUAGACCGUCAGAUGCAUAUAUUAGCCUUAGCAAAAAAAGGAAAUGUUUAAACCUUUCAACACUUUUAAAUCAACCUGUCAACAUGUGAGACGCCACUUCCUAGAAUAUUUUAUUAUUUGGUCAUUAAAGUUCAUAUUAUAUAUGCGAAUUGUUCGAUUUUCUUACCAUUUGAGUAAAUUCUCACACGCCCCGUGUUGAGAAUUGGCCUGCAGAACAUCCUGUCUCCCUCUCGCUCUCUCCCAGGCUGAAUUUGCUGGUGUUUUAAGUCAAAGCACAAUCACUGAUGUCAGAAGGAAAUUACCACAAUGUUGGCAGACUUUCAGAAUCAUUUUUGAUAUGGUAACUAAUUUGUCUUGUGUUCAUUUGUUUUGAUUUGUUAUUGCCUUGUGUCCUCAUUUCCAUGCUUGAGUUUUGAAACUCACUUAUUUGUUACAUUCUGAAUAAAUAAUUAAAAUGCUACAGAAACAGAUUUGCAGUUUAGUCUUAGAUGAACUGGCAAAUAUGCAAAUAGUAAUGUUUUUGUUCCACAUAAAGUGUAAUCAAAUACAUCUUCAGUUCUUUUACAGAAUGGA